Molecule: messenger RNA, 1166 nt
Organism: Morone saxatilis (striped sea-bass)
Lineage: Eukaryota; Metazoa; Chordata; Actinopteri; Moronidae
Product: arf-GAP with dual PH domain-containing protein 1
Biological process (GO): positive regulation of GTPase activity
Cellular component (GO): plasma membrane; intracellular membrane-bounded organelle
Molecular function (GO): GTPase activator activity; phosphatidylinositol bisphosphate binding
Source: RefSeq, a predicted model, not a curated record
CUCCAGCAGCGGAUGUUCUUGCCAGGCUUUCUUCCCACCGCGGUGAGGCUGGACGGAUAGAACUCACCAUGGCGCUGGAACGGAGGGGAACAACCGGUCCUGCAAGACGUGCUGGCGAGACCGGGCAACGAACGUGCGGGAAUGCGGCAAUCCAGAGCCGGACUGGGCGUCGCUGACUUUGGGUGUGUUUGUUUGCCAGGCCUGCUCGCUCCUUCACCGGAGCAUCCCCCACAUCAGCCGGGUCAAGUCUGUGCAGGACACAUGGGAUGCCAGUGAGGUGGAGUUGAUGGCUGCAAUGGGAAACAAUGCAGCCAAGGCCAAAUAUGAGCAGAAGGUCCCUGCUUUCUACUACAGACCAACACACACUGACUGCAAGCUGCUGAGAGAGCAGUGGAUCAGAGCCAAGUACGAGAGGAAUGAGUUUGAGUUUAUCGAGAAGCAGGAGCCUUACUCUGCAGGGUACAGAGAGGGGUUUCUAUGGAAACGAGGAAGAGACAACGGUCAGUUUCUCAGCCGAAAGUUCAUCCUGUCGGAGAGGGAGGGAGCGCUGAAGUACUUCAACAAGCAGGAUGCCAGGGAUCCCAAAGCGGUGAUGAAAAUCGAGACCCUCAAUGCCACCUUCCAGCCGGCCAAGAUUGGCAACCCCUGUGGCCUACAGAUCACCUACCUGAAAGACAACAGCACAAGGAACAUCUUUGUCUACCACAGUGACGCAAAGGAGAUGGUCGACUGGUUCAAUGCUAUCAGAGCGGCCAGGUUCCACUACCUACAGGUGGCCUUCCCCGGAGCGAGUGACGAGGAGCUGGUGCCCAAACUGACCCGAAACUUCAUGAAGGAAGGCUUUAUGGAGAAAACGGGUCCAAAGCACACAGAGGGCUUCAAGAAGAGGUGGUUUACGAUGGAUGACAGGAGACUCAUGUACUUCAAAGACCCUCUGGAUGCCUAUGCCCGUGGUGAGGUGUUCAUAGGCAGUAAGGAGAACAGCUACACGGUCCUGUCCGGCUUGCCCCCGUCCACGCAGGGCUACCACUGGAACCACGGCAUCACCAUCGUCACGCCGGACAGGAAGUUCCUGUUUGCCUGUGAGACCGAGGCCGAGCAACGGGAUUGGAUAGCUGCCUUCCAGAGGGUCAUCAAUCGACCAAUGAGGCCGCAGGAAUAUGCAG